CGGCGGCAGCGACAAAGCACGACGGUGCAGCUGACAGCAGUGUUGGUGUGUGGUGAUUUGACGACCAGCCAGUAUCAUGUUCACGAGUAGCACUCAGCGAUCGAAAUGGAUCUUUCCAACCGAGAACCAAUUGUUGGAGAACCGCGCAAACGUGUAUGAGAAGAAGGUCGCCGCCGUCAAGGGCUUGGUGAGAUUGAAACCCAUUGAGGAUGACAGCGUAUACUUGUCUACACAGGAGGAGCAGCAGCUGAUCUUCACCUUCUGCAAACACAUCCAGACUAAGCUGCGAAGCCACGUCGCCACGUGCCCACACCGCGUAAUCGCAGCGGCAGUCUCGUUCUUCCGCCGGUACCACCUCACCAACACAGUCAUGGACUACCACCCAUCUUUCAUCGCCGCCAUGUCCGCAUUCAUAGCCUGCAAGGCGGAGGAGUACAACCUCACCGUCACGGAACUGGCGACGCUCUUCGGCACGGAGGCCGCGUUUAUGAAGCGCUUUGAGGUGAAGUUUUCCGCCCAGCUGCAGUUCCACUUCCUCGUCCACACGCCGUUCCGCCCCCUGCGCGGGUUUGUCAGCCACGCGCGCUCCUUGUUCGCAGAGGCGCUGCUCCGGCGGCAGACACCACGUGCUGGUGAUGGCGAUGGUGGCGCUGGCGAAGCAGCAGGUGGUGGCCGGGAUGUGUUUGCAGGCAGCAGCGAGAGCGCAGCAGCAUCAGACACCAAAAUCUCAUCAACAUCAGCAACCCCUGCCACUGCUGAAGAAGAUGCGGUGAAAGAGGCGAAAGCGAGGAAGGCAAGCGCGGGGCGAGGGGAGCACUUGACGCACGCGAGCAUACGCCAGCUGCAGGAGGAGGAAGAUGAUGAUGACGACGACGAUGAUGAUGAUGAUGAUGAUGAUGCUGAUGAGGGUGAGGGUGGCGAUGAUGCGGACAAGAAGGAAGCGACAAACAAGGCGGCACAGGGAGAAGGCAAGAGCAGUAAAGGCAGCGGCAAUGCUGAGGCCGAAUCUGCCCAACAGACAGCAGCACCAACAGCAGCAUCAGCAGCAGCAGCGGCAACAAGUGCACAGCACGAAGCAGCAGAGGCCAUGGGAGCGCCGCUAUCGCCUCUGGUGACGGCAAUUGAGGAGAUGGAUGAUGGCGUGGUGUCAGAGCUCGACACAGAUGCGUUCUGGGACGAUGUUCAUCUGCGCGCCAGCGACACGACGCUGCGAUGGUGGUUCACGGACGUCCAGUUUCUGUUUCCGCCCUCGCAGAUUGCGCUCGCUGUCUUUGUUGAUGAGCUGGAGAAGCGGACUGUUGAUCCACUUGCAUAUGUGCAGGCGCUGGUUGAGUCACGACCAGACGACCACCCGUCCACAGACACGAUGGCGGCGCGCUUGGAGGAAGUCAAACAGAUUGCCACGCGCGACCUGCAAACGCUUGAAAUUGAUGAUGCAACACAGAAGGCGCUGUUGGAUCGCUUGGAAAUGUGCAGAAACCCAUUCUUCAAUCCUGCAUCAGAGGAAUACAAGCGGAAACAGCAAGCACAGGAGAAGAAGCGAAGCAAGCGCAAAGCGGGUGGCCCAGAGGAGCCCAGCAAGCGCGCACACGUCACAAAGACAGAAGAGUAGAUGUGGUGCACAUGCGCGUGUGUGUGCUUGUAUCCGUAACCAAUAAACGCCAUGAUAUUGUCGUCGUGG
Messenger RNA from Salpingoeca rosetta, 1681 nucleotides. RefSeq lists its product as uncharacterized. The record is from RefSeq and is a predicted model, not a curated record. The transcript is spliced from 6 exons. Bases 77 to 1612 code for a protein of 511 amino acids. Lineage: Eukaryota; Choanoflagellata; Craspedida; Salpingoecidae.